AUAGAGAGCAUGAAUUUGUGACCUUGACCAGAAUAAACUUCGCUGUCAAUAAUUCUGUCAUCAGCAAAUAAAACUCUUGAACAAAUAUGAGCUUGCCAAAACACCGCAAGACCUCCUGAAGCACCCCUUGCAUCUACCGAAUAGCAACCAUGAAACCUUACCAAAAAAAAAAAAAAAUAGCAACCAUGAAAUUUCAACUUUCGACGAAGCUUUUCAAUUCUGUCCGCUCGGCACUUAGAUUCAAUAAUGAACAAGAUAUCUGAAGAUUCAGACUUGGAGAGGUUCAGAAGUGACCUAACUGCCCGGGGCUCCCCAAACCCCGACAGUUCCAACCAACCACCCUCAUGGUGACCCGCGGGACUGAUAAACCCCAGUCUCCACGGGUCCAACCGAUAAAAAAUGCAUUUGAGAAUUCACUUGGAUAUCGCACUGAGAUGUUGAGGAAUUGUGUUCUUCCGUCACAGUUUCCUUUGCUUAUCUUCUAGUGUGCUGGGGUCUCUUAGAGGGUGUUUGGUUCAGUAAAUCUUUGAGAUAACAUUGUAUAGAAUGAUAAUUUUUAAUUUUAGGAAUUGUUUGAUUCCACUAGGAUAACCCUCAUAUCUGAACACCCUACUUUCCAUGAAUGACCAUUUUACACAAGAUGUGCUUCAAAUCUGAGUUCAAAACACCUAAACUCAGAUCUGAUCAACGUUUUUUCGACCUAGUUUAAAAGGAAGACCCCUCAAAUGGCGACAUACUCACCCCGCGAUAUCUCCAAGUCCCGACCUGCGACCUGCGACUAGCGACUUGCGAGGAAUCUCACCGAGAGUCCGCCGUUGGUGACUGAAUGGGUGAAGUCAAGGAAAACGAUGCUUACGAGGAGGAGCUUCUUGAGUAUGAAGAAGAAGAUGACAAGGCCCCCGAUUCCGUCGCGGCCAAGGGCACCGGCGAAACAACGAAGAAGGGCUAUGUUGGAAUUCACAGCUCGGGAUUCAGAGAUUUUCUUUUGAAGCCAGAGCUUCUUCGAGCAAUUGUUGACUCAGGGUUCGAGCAUCCUUCAGAAGUGCAACAUGAGUGCAUCCCUCAGGCCAUCUUGGGAAUGGAUGUCAUCUGCCAAGCAAAAUCUGGGAUGGGGAAAACUGCUGUCUUUGUUCUCUCAACUUUGCAGCAGAUUGAGCCAGUUGCAGGCCAAGUUGCUGCCCUUGUUUUGUGCCAUACAAGGGAAUUAGCAUACCAGAUUUGUCAUGAGUUUGAGAGAUUCAGUACCUACUUGCCAGAUAUCAAGGUUGCUGUAUUCUAUGGGGGCGUCAAUAUCAAAACUCACAAAGAUUUACUGAAGAAUGAGUGCCCACAUAUUGUUGUUGGAACACCUGGAAGGAUAUUGGCGCUAGCAAGAGAGAAGGACCUUUCGUUGAAGAAUGUCAGGCAUUUUAUCCUUGAUGAAUGUGACAAGAUGCUUGAGUCACUUGACAUGAGAAGAGAUGUCCAGGAGAUUUUCAAGAUGACCCCUCAUGAUAAGCAAGUCAUGAUGUUUUCAGCGACACUCAGCAAGGAGAUACGCCCUGUUUGCAAGAGAUUUAUGCAAGAUCCUAUGGAAAUUUAUGUGGAUGAUGAGGCCAAGCUGACCCUUCAUGGUCUUGUACAGCAUUACAUUAAAUUGAGUGAGCUUGAGAAAAACCGGAAGUUGAAUGACCUACUUGAUGCCUUGGACUUCAAUCAAGUUGUGAUUUUUGUCAAAAGCGUGAGUAGAGCAGCUGAGCUGAACAAGUUACUUGUGGAAUGCAAUUUUCCAUCUAUCUGCAUCCACUCUGGGAUGUCACAGGAGGAAAGGUUGACACGCUACAAGGGUUUCAAGGAGGGUCAUAAAAGAAUUCUUGUGGCAACAGAUUUGGUUGGGAGGGGAAUAGACAUUGAACGUGUUAACAUUGUUAUCAACUAUGACAUGCCUGAUUCUGCUGAUACCUACUUGCACAGGGUGGGAAGAGCUGGCAGGUUUGGCACCAAAGGACUUGCAAUUACAUUUGUCUCAUCUGCUUCCGACUCUGAUGUCCUCAAUCAGGUUCAAGAGAGGUUUGAAGUGGACAUAAAAGAACUGCCAGAGCAGAUCGAUACCUCUACUUACAUGCCAUCUUGAUGCAGUUGUUUGGCUGGGGUGGAUGUGUAAUUCUAUUUAUUGCAAAAGAUGGAAGAUGGUCAUCUAUAAGAGCUGUAUGAGAUUGAAUUCUUGUUCUACGACAUUGCAAUGGAUUUGAUGCUUGCCAAGACGCGGGUUUUUAUUUUUUUUGGGUGGGGGGAGUGUUGAGCCGCCGUUUUUGCAUUUAUAUGUAAUUGUUAAAUGAAGUUUAGAGCAAAAUAGUACAUUGAAAAAUGCCAUGUAGGAUAGUAAUUCUGUAACUUUGGUGCAUUGACGAGGAA
Messenger RNA from Macadamia integrifolia, 2394 nucleotides. RefSeq names its product DEAD-box ATP-dependent RNA helicase 15. The record is from RefSeq and is a predicted model, not a curated record. The coding region runs from base 827 to 2113 and encodes 428 amino acids. Lineage: Eukaryota; Viridiplantae; Streptophyta; Magnoliopsida; Proteales; Proteaceae. Gene Ontology annotation, molecular function: ATP binding; RNA helicase activity; RNA binding. The transcript has 12 exons.